Messenger RNA from Coffea arabica (coffee), 3011 nucleotides. RefSeq lists its product as uncharacterized. The record is from RefSeq and is a predicted model, not a curated record. Lineage: Eukaryota; Viridiplantae; Streptophyta; Magnoliopsida; Gentianales; Rubiaceae.
AGUAAAAUUAUUGUACAAAAUGAUCAUUCCAAUAGAAAGUAAGGCACUAAUGCUAAAAUAGUACAGAACCUGAGAUACCGAUAUCGUAGCCAAACAUAAGACCACCGCAGGCUGCAAUGAUGUUGCAAACCAAGACCUGUCCGGUGAGCUUGGCUGGGAAAUCCGCAGCCCCUUUCCCAACUGCCAUAAUUGGGGCGGGCAUGGCUUUCGUUUUGCUUGUUUUCGGGGCCGUGGGUGAUAUUAUCAGAAAUCUCCUGGGAGGUUUCUAAGAUUGACCCAUUUAUUUAUGCCCGGGUUGCUUAUGGCCUAUAAAACCCUAUUCAUCCAGAGCUUAGGGCAAACGUUAGAAUGGCGCUUCGGCGAGUUGUCCUGAACACAGCGAGAUCCAUAUCCAUGGUCGGCUAUCAGCUGAAAGGCGGUCACGGGAGGGGGUUUUUGGGAGCAAUCAACAGCGGCCUCGACAAUUACUCUUACCUGAACAAUCGUAAGAUCAGCCCUUUUGUCUCCUUUUCCCGUCGUCACUACCAUCUACCGCCUCCUCCGCCCGUAAAAGUUUUCUAUGAGAUACCCGAAGGCGGCUUUAAUUUUCCCAUCGACAAUCCUGAGGACGACGAUAGCACCAAAGAAUGUGCUCAGUUUGCAGCGAAGGCUCACAACGAGGUCUCCCAGGAUGGAGGAGAAGAUCAUGUGCGGUUUGUGAGGUUGGUAAGAGCAUGGAGAUCGAUUAAUCUUUGCGAAAGUUAUCAUAUGAUGCUGGAGGCUGUGGAUGGAAAGGGUGAGGUCAAUCUUUACUAUGCAGAAGUUAUUCGCGAUCCAUUAGAAAAUUUGACAAAGUUGGUUAAGUGGGAGCUGGUGGACCAGUCCUUUUCAUACCCUUUUGAAGAAGCUAGAUUGAGUGAACAAGUCAAAGAAGAGGUACGACGAUUGGAACAAUUUUAUCAAGAGAUGCCACAGGAAAUGGAAAAGAAGAAUGAUUUGGGCAGAGAAUCAAUCUAUAACUUUGCAUAUGGUGCAUGUCCUACUCUCAUACUUGAUACAAUCUGCCCAUAUGCUAUGCUUGGAAUGCCUCGUGCUUCGAUAAGAGACUUACAUAAGAAUGAGAUUGACGAAGUAAAUUGAACAAAGAGGCGUUUAUGGAACGAGGUGCAAAUGUGGCCAGCACUUUCGCAUUGAUCUUCAAUGCUUCCCCAGCUACGCUUCUGUUCACAUAUUAGAAACCUCUACUUUCUGUUUCCUGCUCUUAUGAGAUUGUCAUUAUUUAUAUUGGUAUGAUGUUUGAAUUUCCCUUAUAUAUAUAUAUAUAUAUAUAUAUAUAUAUAUAUAUAUAUUUAUGGUGAAUUACUGAACUAUGUGUCAACCAAAUUCUCCGUUUGCCCUUGACUAUUUGUGCUUGGACCAACUUCCUCUUUUAGGGUUCGUUUGGUUUAGGAAAAUAUUUUCCAUGGAAGUCAUUUUCCUGAAAAAUCACUUCCUUCUCCACAAUUUUCCAGUGUUUGGUUAUUUAGUGAAAAUAUUUUUCAAAUUCCUUUUUUCAUAAUUUUCCGGUGUUUGGUUUGUCAGUGAAAAUAUUUUUUGACUUCCUUUUUUAAUGUUUGUUGAUAUGUUGCAAAUGUUUUUCUAUUCUCAAAACAUUCAUCUCAUUACAAGCGUUUUUUAGCUUCUAUCCAUUAUAAUCAUAUUAUCAUUUUUAUAAAAUAUUUAUUCAAAUUAUACCAUGAAUUUUUAAAUGGAAUUAUUAAUGACACUAAUGAAUUGGUUUUUGAUCUUCCUUUUAAAAAAAAUCAUUAAGGGGGUGAAGUGGAUUCAAUACAAUUCAUUGUGUAAGAAAAUGGGCGAUUUUGAUUGGACAUGGGAAAAGGAUGCUUGCUUGUCCUAUUCAUACCACUGGAAAGUAACCAGCGAGAUUGUAGCGGUCUAGCAUCAAUUAACAUGCCCCUACCAUUUGGCUCAACAUUAAACUGUCUUGCUAUUGACACUGAUAAGCAGACACUUUGUUAACUCGUCUGAGCAUCAAGCAGCCAUACUAGCAGUGAAGAUGCUAUGGUAUAGCGUUCACAACACAGAAAGGCAAGGAUCAUAGCAUACAAUACUGCAGCAAGUAUCAAUCAGUUUUAUAUGUAGAUCACAACAUGAAGACCUAUAAGAAGGAUAUAGAAUGGGUAGAAAAGCUCUGUUCUGUUCACUAUGUUACGAGGUAGCAAAAUUAGCCGGGAUUGCGUAAGGAAAGAGACUUGGAACGUUAUAAACCAGCAAAGAGGAAGAAAGGGCCAAAAACUGUGUAUUAGAAAGGAGCGUUUUUGCAGUUUCAAGCACAAUGAAUUACCAUAAACAACCAGAAGGCGUUAGCUAAUAUGGACAAGAACUAACAAGGCAGCAAUAGUUCCAACCACCAAACAUAUAUUUACAACAAUCAUGUAUACAGGAUUUGUUUUUGCAAAUAUAAGCAAGGUUGUGCUUUGAAUUCCCUAAGCAAAGGUUACAAAUCUGUGGAGCCGUUUCUGGAAAGGGCAAGAUUGCUUCUGACUGAAGCAUGAGAACUACCAAGACGUAGGUGCACUGAGACCCUCCUGAAGAUGAUGUUUGGCACUUGGGGUGGUAGCCAGCCCGUGUUGCCAGCAGUGUGGCCUUCCAAAGAUUGAGCUUCACCUGAUAUGACAUUAGUCCGUCCCUUCCUUAUCUUUGACCUGCUAAUCUUUUUUCCAACAAAAAGGCCCAGCUUCAUAGUAGUAAAUGGACCCAAAGCAAUCAGAAGUGGCCGGACUGCCCAGUGAAAAUCCUCAAGGUGCUGAUACUUUUUCAGCACUCCAGGAGAAGCGCUAAAACAAACACACUGAACUUCAGCUGGAUUAGCUAAAAAGCUGCUAUUUUCAUUACCAAAUGUCAACUUACCAGGAAACCUAACAACAAGGCACCCAUUUGGUAAGACUUGACAAAUUCUCCCAGUUGCCCACUCGCCACCUCUUUUUCGGGGCCAUUCAAAUCGAGGAUUAAAUGUAUCAGACUUCAGCCUA